Molecule: messenger RNA, 178 nt
Organism: Meloidogyne enterolobii
Lineage: Eukaryota; Metazoa; Nematoda; Chromadorea; Rhabditida; Meloidogynidae
Source: the annotation of a GenBank genome assembly
UUAAAAUUAUGUGAUUUUGGAACUGUUGCUAAUAAAAAUGGUAAUUUAUGUGAUAACAAAGGCUUUGCUGCUUGGAUGGCACCAAAGUUAUACCCAUAAAUCUGACAUUUAUUCUCUUGGAAUUUCUAUGUGGGAGAUGGCUUUUCAUUUAAUGUGUACAUUGGUUAUACCGAUGUAG